AUGCAGCCAAGUGUCAUAGUUGCCUUCUUUCUAUUGAGCUGGACAUAUUGUUCAGCUUUCCCUCUAUCCUAUGAUGAUGAUGAGGAUGAUGAUGAUGAUCUGACACAGGAGGACCUACUGUUCGCAGAGAACUAUUUGAAGACAUACUACAAUCUUUAUUCUAACCCUGCUGGCAUACUGAUGAAGAAGACAUCAAGUACUGCAACAGAAAAACUUAGAGAAAUGCAAUCGUUCUUUGGCUUGGAAGUGACUGGCAAAUUGGAUGACGACACUUUAGAUGUGAUGAAAAAGCCAAGAUGUGGGGUCCCUGAUGUGGGAGAAUACAACUUCUUCCCCCGAAAUAUCAAGUGGCCCAAGUUUGAUUUAACCUACAGGAUCCUGAAUUACACCCCAGACAUGACCCAAGCAGAAGUGGACAAGGCAAUAAGAAAAGCGCUGAAGGUCUGGUCUGAUGUGACACCUCUCAACUUUACCAGGCUCCACGAUGGUACUGCUGAUAUCAUGAUCUCCUUUGGAACAAAAGAGCAUGGAGACUUCUAUCCCUUUGAUGGACCUUCUGGGCUUCUGGCUCAUGCUUUUCCUCCUGGGCCCAACUAUGGAGGGGAUGCUCAUUUUGAUGAUGAUGAAACCUGGACAAAUAGUGCCAAAGGAUAUAACUUGUUUCUUGUUGCUGCCCAUGAGUUUGGCCACUCUUUGGGCCUGGACCACUCCAAGGAUCCUGGUGCGCUUAUGUUUCCCAUCUAUACCUAUACGGGCAAAAGUGGCUUUGUGCUUCCUGAUGAUGAUGUACAAGGCAUCCAAACUCUCUAUGGCCCUGGAGAUGAAGACCCGGACCACAAACAUCCCAAAACCCCAGACAAAUGUGAUCCUGCCUUGUCACUGGAUGCUGUCACUAGCCUUCGAGGAGAAACAAUAAUCUUUAAAGAUAGAUUCUUCUGGCGUCUACAUCCUCAGAUGAUUGAGCCAGAUCUGUUUUUAACCAAAUCAUUUUGGCCAGAACUUCCAAACAGUAUUGAUGCAGCAUAUGAGAACCCUGCUCAUGACCUAAUAUUCAUCUUUAGAGGCAGAAAGUUUUGGGCCCUGAAUGGCUAUGACAUACUGAAGGAAUACCCCAAGAAAAUCUCUGAGAUGGGGUUCCCAAAAGAGGUGAAGAGGAUAGAUGCUGCGGUCCACAUUGAAGCUACAGGCGAGACCCUCUUCUUCACUGGAAAUCAUUUCUGGAGCUAUGACGAAACUAACCACACAAUGAACAAAGGCUAUCCCAGACUACUCGAGGAAGAAUUCCCGGGAAUUGGUAACAGAGUAGAUGCUGUCUAUGAAAAAAAUGGUUAUAUAUACUUCUUUAGUGGAGUCUUACAGUUUGAGUACAGCAUCUGGAGUCAACGCAUUGUUAGAGUCAUGCCAACCAAUUCCCUCUUGUGGUGUUGA
Molecule: messenger RNA, 1428 nt
Organism: Trichosurus vulpecula (common brushtail)
Lineage: Eukaryota; Metazoa; Chordata; Mammalia; Diprotodontia; Phalangeridae
Gene: MMP13
Product: matrix metallopeptidase 13
Exons: 10
Coding region: 1-1428 (475 amino acids)
Biological process (GO): collagen catabolic process; proteolysis; extracellular matrix organization
Cellular component (GO): extracellular matrix
Molecular function (GO): zinc ion binding; metalloendopeptidase activity
Source: RefSeq, a predicted model, not a curated record